This is a messenger RNA of Apis florea (little honeybee), 1511 nucleotides long. Its product is annotated as cytoplasmic 60S subunit biogenesis factor ZNF622. Gene Ontology annotation, cellular component: preribosome, large subunit precursor. The record is from RefSeq and is a predicted model, not a curated record. Gene Ontology annotation, molecular function: zinc ion binding; nucleic acid binding. NCBI's taxonomy places the organism in Eukaryota, Metazoa, Arthropoda, Insecta, Hymenoptera, Apidae. Gene Ontology annotation, biological process: ribosomal large subunit biogenesis.
UAGUAUAAAACGCAAUUGUGCACGUGAUGUAUUUUACUUUCUUUUACAUGUAUACACUUAUUCAUAAUUAUUAAUAUUUGUAUUAUGAUCUAUAUAAAUUUAUAUUGUGAUAAAUGAAUUAUAUUAAAAGUUUAUUAUAAAAUUAUUAUACAAUUUUGAAUGAUUAAGAAAAAUAGAUUUAUAAAAUUGUUAGAUUUUGUUAAUUUUUGGUUUGUUGAAACGUACUAAAAAAAAUGACUUCACCGUUUACUUGUAUCACAUGUCGCGUAGCAUUUAAAGAUUUGGAAAUACAAAGACAACAUUACAAAUCAGAUUGGCAUAGAUAUAAUUUAAAGAGAAAAGUAGCUGAAUUACCCCCUGUAUCUGCUGAAGAAUUUCAAAAAAAAGUAAUUGCGCAAAGAAAUAAAGAUGACAAAGAAAGAGAAGAAGAAACAAUGAGUUGUAAAAUAUGUAGAAAGAAUUUCAACACUAGAAAUCAAUAUGAAAAUCAUUUAUUAUCAAAGAAACACAAGGAAAAAUAUAUAAAACAAAAUAUUUCUUCUGAAAUUGUAAAUGAAGAUCUCAGUGAUGAUGGUCCUUCGGAAGAUUUUAUUAGUAAAAAAAAUAUAAAUGAAAAAGUUUCCAAGGAACAGCUAAGAGAAACAAAUUCUGAUAUUGAAUCUAUAGAUUCUGAUGAGUGGAUUGAAGAUAUUGAAAAUCCAGUUACAAAUAAUAAUUGUUUGUUUUGCAAUCAUCAUAGUAGAUCUUUAGUAAAGAAUUUAAAACAUAUGACAAUUGCACAUUCAUUCUUUAUACCAGAUCCUGAAUAUUGUAUAGAUAUUAAAGGUUUACUUGAAUAUCUUGGAGAAAAAAUUAUUGCUGGAUAUAUGUGUAUUUGGUGUAAUAAUUCUGGAAGAUGUUUUCAAAGUGCUGAGGCUGCCAGAGCACAUAUGAUUGACAAAGGUCAUUGUAAAAUGUUGCAUGAAGGAGAUUCACUUGUAGAAUAUGCAAAAUAUUAUGAUUAUUCAUCUAGUUAUCCUGAUGCAGAAUCUGGUGAUCCAGAUGCAGAAAUUGAAAUACCAGAAUUAGAUGAUAGUGAUUAUCAGCUAAUAUUACCAUCUGGAAAUAUUAUUGGCCAUAGAUCUUUAUUAAGAUAUUAUAAACAAAAUUUGAAUCCAAAUAGAGCAGUUGCAAUAUCAAAAAGUACAAAAUUACGUAAAGUAUUAUCACAAUAUAGAGCUUUAGGAUGGACAGAAACAGAGAAAGAGGCUGUUGUAAAAAAAGCCAGAGAUAUCAAAUAUAUGCAAAGAAUUCAGGCAAAAUAUUCUACACAAUUACAAUUUAAGGCAAAUAAAUUGCAAAAACAUUUUAGACCUCAAGUGAACUUUUAAGUCUUCUUAUUAUGUGUAUAUUUAAAUAUUAUUGCAAGACUGUAUUCCUUUUUAAAUUAUAUAAUUUUUAUGGAAAAUUUUGUUGCUUGUUACAUCGCAUAUUUAUAUAUCUAUUAUCGAAAUAAAGUUGUACUUAUUUAA